AUGGAGGCCCUCAAGCGCAAGAUCCAUCCACCUAAGCUAACAAAACGAUCCAACCAGCCCAAGUUUGAGCUACAUCUCAAGCACCGCGGGCGCACGCAAAAGUGCCCCAUUGCUAACCACCGUGUUGAUUACAACUACGGCAAGUUCGUUCCCUCUGUUCGCAUCUCGAUUGAUCGCAAUUCGAGCUUGUCCGAGUCUUUCAUCGAGUUCGAGGUGCUCCAAGAAUUUCCUAUCGGCGGUGCUACCCGCGAUGAGCGCAUCCCACUUGGAAUGGUGAGUCUUCCCCGAGUCUACGGCGACGAUCAAGUUGAGGAGGGCAUCGCGCGGAGGUACCUCAUGCAAGACAGCAAAAUCAACAGUACCCUCAAGAUUGGAAUCCUCAUGGUUCAGAUUGAUGGCGAAAGGAAUUACAUCGCGCCACCGCUAAAAACCGCCCCCGUCUUUGGUGGCAUCGCCGGAAUCAUGGCUGGCGAUCAAACUGAACAGGACGAGCCUGGCCAAAUGGCCGUGACUUCCAAGUCCCGCGACGCCGCCGAAGUCCAGGACCUCUACCGCCGUGCUCUCGCCGCCUCUUGGUGCGCUCAACCCGACGAACACCCGGCAGAUGCCGUCAUUGAGAACAUCUUCUCCGGGGGCGACGGCUGGAACCUUUCCUCCGCCCGCCCGUCAACGGCGCGGCCCCUUCCGUCCUAUUCCACCAACCGCAUCAGCCCGGACGACGACUUGGAGUCCAGCGGAAGCAUCUCCGAGGACGAAGGUCAAGGCGGUACUCUGCGGCCCUCGGAUAUCCGCAGGGCCCAGCGCCGCUUCGGGCACAGAAAGCACGCGCUUACGCUAACCUCUCAAAGAAGCUCCCACACCAUACGCGACGAGAGGACGGCCGCACCCAGAACUCCCGUCAAAGAAGAGGAAUCACGUAGAUCGAGAAGCGGCAGCUUGGCGAGUCUAGCGCCUACGCUAGGGAGCAGUGAUCGCGGAGCGAGUCCCGGGAUGAAGAGGGCCAAGGAGAUUAGUGAGACGGAGGCUCGGGAAGAUCUCGUGGCAUGGAGAUUAGGAGCUAGGACAGCCAGGAUUUGA
Messenger RNA from Parascedosporium putredinis, 1077 nucleotides. The record is from the annotation of a GenBank genome assembly. Lineage: Eukaryota; Fungi; Ascomycota; Sordariomycetes; Microascales; Microascaceae.